This is a messenger RNA of Penicillium nucicola, 987 nucleotides long. RefSeq lists its product as uncharacterized. Bases 1 to 987 code for a protein of 328 amino acids. NCBI's taxonomy places the organism in Eukaryota, Fungi, Ascomycota, Eurotiomycetes, Eurotiales, Aspergillaceae. The record is from RefSeq and is a predicted model, not a curated record. The transcript is spliced from 3 exons.
AUGACUGUCGUCACUCCAGAGCACGUUGCGAUUGCGGAGUUGAUCAUUUAUAUCCCCACAGCCAUACUUACCAUUUGGGUAGUAUUGCGACAUGGAUUUCACAAGCAACUGGGGUGGAUUUACCUCAGUAUCUUCUGUGGUAUCCGAGUUGGCGGUGCCGUCAUGGAGAUCCUCAGCACAAAGAACCCCGACAACGCCAACGAUAAGGAGUGGGCUGUGAUUCUGCAAUCCGUUGGCCUUUCUCCUCUGCUUCUGUCUACAUUGGGCUUACUAAAAAGAGUUUUCGACGAGACCUCCCAGCGUGUACCAUCUGACCCGAACUCUAAGCGCAACGUGGCAAUGCAGGCCUUUUCAAACGUCGGAAUUGCUGGCAAACUCUUCGGAAUUUACAACAAAAGAGCAACUGCUACCUCCCGCCGCAGCAAGAUUGUUCAACUUCUCCAUCUUCCUGCCCUUAUCGCUUUGAUCCUCUCCAUCAGUGGCGGUACCGAUCAAGCCUCAUCCAAUGUUUCAGACCAUGCCAGCGGCAAGACCGAGACCCGUGCUGGAAUCAUCCUUUUCCUGGGUAUCUAUGUUGCCAGUUGCAUUCUCUGGGCUGUGACUCUUCGCGACACCACGCUCAUGAAUACAAGCCAGAAGCGUCUUUUCUUUGCUGUUCUCUUGGCUCUGCCUUUGAUUGCCGUGCGUCUGUUGUACAGUUUGAUCAGUGACUUCGGUAAUAACCCUCAGUUCUCUUUGAUCGACGGCGAUACAAAGAUCCAGCUUGUGAUGGCGACUAUUGAGGAGUUCAUUAUUGUUUUGAUGUACACUAUCCUGGGCGUGAUGACACCCAAGUCUACCGUCAACAUUGUUGGACCGGGGGUUUACGCAACCGAGGAUAUUGAAUAUGGUGUUCAGCAAGGAAACGGGCGUCCGACAUACGAUCAAUCUACACACGCCCAGUCAGCCGCCCAGGAAGCAUACAAUCAGCAGUAUGCUCGGCGAUGA